Messenger RNA from Leptosia nina, 960 nucleotides. The record is from the annotation of a GenBank genome assembly. Lineage: Eukaryota; Metazoa; Arthropoda; Insecta; Lepidoptera; Pieridae.
AUGAGUUUCACUUGUGAUUUGUCUCAAUCUAGUGAAUAUUUGAGCUUCAGAAGCAGUAUCCCUCUAAGGAAAGUUGUUGUUGACUCAGAUGGAGUGAAGGCCUGGAAAAUAUUCGACAGCGGUCCUAAAUCAGUGACUUGCCCCUUGAUAUGUUUGCCACCGGUUUCGGGAACUGCUGAUAUAUUUUAUAAGCAAGUAAUGGGCCUGGCAUCUCGUGGUGUUCGUGUUAUUGCCGCAGAACCACCACCCUAUUGGAAUAUUAAGGAAUGGUGUGAUGGAUUUAAGAAGCUUAUUGACUAUCUUGAACUAGACAAAAUUCAUAUAUUUGGCACAUCUUUAGGUGGUUUCAUAGCACAGAAGUUCACAGAGUAUACACACAACUGUCCCCGCGUUGUAUCACUUGUGCUGUGUAACACAUUCACAGAUACAUCUGUAUUUGAGUAUAAUGAUUCUGCGGCUUUGUUCUGGCUUCUUCCUUCGCUUGUGUUGAAGAGAAUGCUCAUGGGCAAUUUUGCUGCAGAAAAAGUUGACAAGAGGAUAGCUGACUCUAUUGAUUUUAUGGUUGAAAAGCUGGAUUCUCUUACACAAUCAGAGCUGGCUUCAAGACUGACCCUAAAUUGUUCACCAUCUUAUGUUCAACCUCAGAAAUUAUAUGAUUUGCCAAUUACAAUAAUGGAUGUUUGGGACGACAGCGCUUUGAGUUCAAGGGUUCGCGAAGACCUAUAUAAGUCAUACCCACAAGCUAAACUAGCGCAUUUAAAAAGUGGGGGCAACUUCCCGUACUUGAGCAGAAGUGACGAGGUCAACUUGCAUUUACUGAUACAUCUAAGACAAUUCGAUGGUACAGAGAUAUCGUCCUCAUAUCUAAGUCUACAUAAAAUGCCGACACAGACACUUAACACAGACGAGGGUACUGUUAGCUACUUCAAUCAGAGGGACAAGUAUGUGAAAAUCCCUUAG